Molecule: messenger RNA, 2053 nt
Organism: Nicotiana attenuata
Lineage: Eukaryota; Viridiplantae; Streptophyta; Magnoliopsida; Solanales; Solanaceae
Product: protein trichome berefringence-like 7
Exons: 3
Coding region: 479-1738 (419 amino acids)
Cellular component (GO): Golgi apparatus
Molecular function (GO): O-acetyltransferase activity
Source: RefSeq, a predicted model, not a curated record
AUUAAGGAAAGACAAACUAGAAAAGAAGGCAAAAAUUUCCACUAUUUGAAUAUGUUAACCAAUGAGAUGCAGCCGUACACAAGCAUAUUUGUUCCAGCUAUCAGCUGAUUCCAACCUAUAAAUUUAGUUCUAUGCUAUAUUUACUCUAACAUCAUAUCUCCACCAAAUUUAGUUCAUAGAUCACAUGCGGACAAGCCAAAGCCACUUUGAAGUUGAAAUGACAAAUUUACCCUCAGUUCUUAGACAUAUUUUCCUCUGCAUGUCCUAAUCAACAACUUCAACUGAAGAAGCUUCAAGAUCCACUUACAGUUUUAUACUUCAUUCUUUUUUGCUAAUACUCAGCUCUAUUAAGCUGUUUAGCUUCGUGGGUUCUCUUCAAAAUCUUGAUUUUUCAUCUUUGUUUGGAGAUAUAGCUUGAUUUUUCUGUUGCUAUAAGGUCUGUUUUACAACUUAAUGUUCAUUCUUGGUGUACAUAUAGAUGGUGAAUAGGUUGAAGUUGAAUUCUUUUGGCCAUUUUAGGCCUAAAGAUUUGAACUUUGGCAAGUUGAAGCAUUGUCACACUUGGGUUUUUCAUUCUUUCAAUAGGGUCCUUGUAAUUGGAUCCUUAUUAUUGUUGUUUCUUGUGGCAAUAGGGUAUGGUUAUUUCUACAAUACAAAUUCUUUUCCACAACCAAUUGUUCUUGAAAAUGCAGGAGAUAAUAGAACAAAUACUAACUUUAGUGGUGAAUGCAAUUUAUUUGUUGGAAAUUGGGUGCCUGAUGAAAGUUAUCCUUUGUACAAUGCAUCAGAAUGUCCAUUUGCUGAACAAGGUUUUAGUUGUUUAGAUAAUGGUAGGAAGGAUAAAGAGUAUCUCAAGUGGAGGUGGAAACCUAGGAAUUGUGAAAUUCCAAGGUUUGAUGUUUAUGUAAUCUUGGAAAAGUUAAGGGGAAAAAGAAUUGUCUUUGUUGGUGAUUCAUUAAGUAGAACUCAAUGGGAGUCUAUGAUAUGCAUAUUGAUGAGUGGUGUUGAGGACAAGAAGAGUGUAUAUGAAGUCAAAGGAAGAAAGAUCACUAGACAGAUUAGGCAUUUACAAGUGCGAUUUAGCCCCUUUAAUUUUACAGUUGAGUUUUAUAGGUCAAUUUUCCUAGUACAACCUGGAUCGCCACCAAAACGAUCACCAAAGAGGAUCAAGAAAGCACUAAUGCUUGAUAAGUUGGAUGACAUAAACAAGGAAUGGAUUGAUUCUGAUAUUCUAGUUUUUAAUACCGGUCAUUGGUGGACUCCCACGAAGCUUUUUGAACUGGGCUGGUACUUCCAGAUUGAUGGAAAGAUGAAACUCGGAAUGACAAUAAAUGGUGCCUUCAAUAAAGCCUUAACUACUUGGCAAUCAUGGAUCGAGAAUAAGAUCAACGCUGAUAGAACACGUGUAUUCUUUCGGACUUUUGAAGCUACUCAUUGGAGUGCUGGACCCCUUGAAAAAUGCAACGUGACACGACAGCCCUGGUCGGACACCAACGGCAAGGAUAAGAGUGCAUUUUCGGACAUGAUAAUUGAUACUGUGAAAAAUGUAGCAAUCCCUGUGACACUGCUGCAUGUCACUCCAAUGGGGGCAUACCGAAGUGAUGCACAUGUUGGUAAUUGGAGUGACAAUCCAUCAGUUCCAGAUUGUAGCCAUUACUGCUUACCUGGUGUGCCUGAUAUGUGGAACGAACUGCUUUUCACCUUUCUAUUUUCGGAACAGCAAUAUCAGAUUCAUUAGCUUCAUGAUUAUAUGCAAGUACGUUUCUAUUCUUUUCGUACUGAUUCGAUAUUUCUCGGAAUAUCUGUUAGUUAAUUAUUCGGGCUUGAACCCGUUGUCCUCUGUUCGAUAGUUUGAUUUCAACAUUUGUUUACAUUCACUUUAUUACCUUUACCACACGAAAGUUUUGGUCAUUUGUGAGCGAAAAAGGGGCCGCCGUGGGGGAGAGAUUGAAGUGUUUUUUUUUUUUUUUUUUUUUUGUGUGUGUGUGUGUGUGUAGUGGUCUACAUAAACAGUGAUGAUUCCUAUAUCCAGUCUCAAAGUAAUUGAGAUUAA